Messenger RNA from Nerophis lumbriciformis (worm pipefish), 5877 nucleotides. The record is from RefSeq and is a predicted model, not a curated record. NCBI's taxonomy places the organism in Eukaryota, Metazoa, Chordata, Actinopteri, Syngnathiformes, Syngnathidae.
AUGGCAGCCAUGCUGUUACCAACGGGUCCUGAUGGCUUGCGGCUGUUUACUCGUGAAUCCUUGGCUGCCCUGGAGCAGCGGAUUGCAGGGGAGCAGGCCAAGAAUGCCAAGGUUUGCAGGGAGACUCACAAGAACGUGGACUCAUCCAAACCCAGGGCCGACUUGGAGGCAGGCAAGCAGCUGCCCCGCAUCUUUGGGGACAUCCCAUCAGAGCUUGUUGGGGUGCCACUGGAAGACAUCGACCCAUUUUAUUUCAAGAACAAGAGGACUUUUAUAGUACUUAACAAAGGGAAGGCUAUCUUCAGAUUCAGUGCCACAUCUGCUCUGUACAUAUUCAGCCCCUUCCACUUCAUCAGAUCGAUCGCCAUCAAAAUUUUAGUCCAUGCCUUGUUCAGCUUAUUCAUAAUGGUCACAAUUCUGACUAAUUGUUUUUUCAUGGCGAUGUCCGACCCAGCUCCAUGGACCAAGCACCUAGAAUAUACUUUCACGGCCAUUUAUACUUUUGAGUCAGCAAUAAAGAUAUUUGCUCGAGGAUUCUGUAUAGUUCCUUUUACCUUUCUGAGGGAUCCAUGGAAUUGGCUGGACUUCAGUGUCAUUGUCAUGGCAUAUGUGACAGAAUUUAUAGACCUUGGAAAUGUCUCUGCAUUACGGACCUUCAGAGUGCUAAGAGCCCUGAAAACCAUCUCAGUUAUACCAGGUCUCAAGACCAUUGUAGGAGCUCUGAUCCAGUCUGUGAAGAAACUAGCAGAUGUGAUGAUCCUAACCGUCUUUUGCCUCAGCGUGUUUGCCCUUAUUGGUCUGCAGCUUUUUAUGGGACUGUUGCGUCAAAAAUGUGUCCGCAGCCUCACGCAGUGCGUCAACUCUUCCUAUAGUCCGAAUAUGUCUUUCACCUGUAACAACAGAACCUGGAACUCCAUGGAAGACUUUCUCACCAGUGACGAUAAUUUUUACAAAGUUGAAGGAGCAAAGGAUGCUUUAAUAUGUGGAUAUGGCAGUGAUGCAGGGAAGUGUCCAGAAGGAUUUGACUGCCUAAAGGUCGGAAGAAAUCCAAACUAUGGCUACACCAGUUUUGAUACUUUCGGUUGGGCUUUUCUGGCACUCUUUCGUCUCAUGACCCAAGACUACUGGGAAAAACUGUUCCACCAGACUCUGCGCUCAGCUGGCAAGACGUACAUGGUGUUCUUUGUAUUGGUUAUCUUCCUGGGGUCCUUCUACCUGGUCAAUCUGAUUUUGGCCGUUGUUGCCAUGGCUUAUGAGGAGCAGAAUCAGGCAACUAUUGCUGAGGCCUGGCAGAAGGAGAGGGAGUUUCAGAUGGCCAUGGAGCAUCUUCGUCGGGAGCAAAGAAUGGCGGCAAAAAGGCAAGCACAGGAGUCUGACUCCAUCUUGUCCCCGGAGUUGUCUCCAUUCCGUGCAAAGUUUGGAAGUAUUAGGCGAUGCAGCACUAAAAGGAGAAGAUCUCACAGGACUUUAUCGGAGGAAACAGCAGAAGAAGCUGAAGAUAAGCUUGACCCACUAGAUGAGCUAAAGCCUCCUUUGUCUCCCAUACCAGCCCACCCCCUUCUGGCCACACUCUCUUCUCAUCCGCUCAGCACUAGGCGAGGAAGCCAAAUCAGCAUUUUCAGCUCAUUUAGGGUGCGCAACAACUCAGACGCUGACUUCGGGGACGACGAGUACAGCAUCCAGGGGGAUGCGUUCAGAAGCCGCGCCAGUUCAACCGCAACACACUGGAAGAGAAGGACGGGCAGUGUGAGGAGCCACUGCUCCCAGGUCUUCACCCCCAGUCUCACAGUAAAUGGGCGGCUCAACAUUUCCCUUGACCAUAACGGAGUCACUCCAGUGGGGCCCCACAACCUGAACUCUCUGCCAGCUUAUAGCAUGGAGCAGAUCAAAGAGGACACGAAGCCCACGAAUGAAGGGGAAAAUGUUCAAAGGCUUCUUCUUCAGCCAUCCCCAACAGUGACUGAGCAACAUCCUGUGCGCAGAAAACGAGGACUGAGCUCCGUCAGCUUUUUCAGUGACGCCAUGGACGAGCUGGAGGAGUCCAGACAAAAGUGCCACCCCUGUUGGUACACCUUUGCCAAAAAGUACCUGAUAUGGGACUGCUGCAUAUGGUGGCUGAAACUGAAGGAGUGGGUGAAGAUGAUGGUGAUGGAUCCUUUCCUCGAUCUUGGUAUCACCAUAUGUAUUGUCUUGAACACUCUCUUCAUGGCCCUGGAACACUACCCCAUGACUGAGGAGUUCAACACCAUGCUCUCAGUGGGAAAUCUGGUGUUCACAGGGAUCUUUACUGCAGAGAUGAUCCUGAAGCUGAUUGCCAUGGACCCUUACUAUUAUUUCCAACAGGGCUGGAACAUUUUUGAUGGCAUCAUUGUUUGCCUUAGUCUGAUGGAGCUUGGGCUCUCCAAUGUUGAGGGGCUAUCUGUUCUUCGCUCCUUCAGACUGUUGCGUGUCUUCAAACUGGCCAAGUCUUGGCCGACCCUCAACACUCUAAUAAAAAUCAUUGGCAACUCAGUCGGCGCUCUGGGAAACUUAACACUGGUGUUGGCCAUCAUCGUCUUCAUCUUCGCUGUAGUGGGCAUGCAGUUGUUUGGCAAGAACUACCAGGACUGUGUGUGCAAGAUCUCUCAUGACUGUCAGCUUCCUCGCUGGCACAUGAAGGACUUCUUUCACUCCUUCCUGAUUGUGUUCAGGGUGCUGUGUGGAGAGUGGAUUGAGACCAUGUGGGAUUGUAUGGAAGUAGCAGGGCAACCUCUCUGCAUUCUGGUGUUCAUGCUGGUCAUGGUCAUUGGAAACUUAGUGGUACUGAAUCUUUUCCUUGCCCUGCUACUCAGCUCUUUCAGCUCUGACAACCUCUCAGCUCCAGAUGAGGAUGGUGAUUUGAAUAACAUCCAACUUGCUAUCGCUCGCAUCCACUCUGGUCUUUCUUGGCUUGCCACAAAUAUCAUCCACCUCUUCAACCACACUUUGAACUGCAGACGGAAAAACCCUCAAGAGAACUGUAAGGCCUUCAAGCUGGUUGGGAAUCACCUGGAAAGUAACGGUGGAAUUUACAGACUCUAUGGAGAAAAGUACAUUAUCCCAGAAGAGGACAGCUACAUGACUAACCCAAACUUGACAAUUAUUGUUCCAAUCGCACCCGGAGAAUCGGAUGUGGAGUUAAUGGAGGAGGAGGAUGUGUCUGAGUCAUCAGAGGAUGAAGACCACAAAGAGCAGAUAAGCCUUUCAGAAGGCAGCACAGUUGAUCUGAGGAAGCCUGGUGAAGAGCUGGACAAUUUAUCUGAUCUAGCUGAAGAGUGCAUGGAGCCAGAAGAAUGCUUUCCAGAAUUGUGUGUGAAGCACUGCCAGUGCUGUGAAAUUGACAUCAGCCAAGGUCUGGGCCAGGUUUGGUGGAGACUGAGAAAGACCUGCUACCAGAUUGUGGAACACAGCUGGUUUGAGACCUUCAUUAUUUUCAUGAUCCUCCUCAGCAGUGGUGCUCUGGCUUUUGAGGAUAUCUACAUCGAGAAGAGAAAAGUCAUAAAAGUGAUGCUGGAGUAUUCAGACAAGGUUUUCUCCUACAUCUUUGUGCUGGAGAUGUUCCUUAAAUGGAUCGCAUAUGGCUUUAAGAAGUAUUUCACCAAUUACUGGUGCUGGCUCGACUUUCUCAUUGUGGAUAUUGCUACUGACCGAUCUAUUGUUAGGGUGUCUCUGAUAAGCCUGGUGGCAAACUCACUGGGUUAUUCUGAUUUUGCUGCAAUCAAAUCACUGAGGACUCUCCGGGCUUUGCGGCCGCUCAGAGCUCUAUCCAGAUUUGAAGGCAUGCGGGUGGUGGUGAAUGCUCUAAUUGGAGCCAUCCCCUCCAUCAUGAAUGUGCUGCUUGUGUGCCUCAUCUUCUGGCUUAUCUUCAGCAUCAUGGGAGUCAAUCUCUUUGCGGGCAAGUUUGGAAAGUGUGUGAACAGAACGGGCUUCACACACAGUUUCCUGGUAGUCAACAAUAAAUCAGACUGUCUGGCCAUGAAUGACACUCAGUACUACUGGACAAAAGUGAAAGUCAACUUUGACAACGUUGGGCUGGGGUACCUUUCCCUUCUACAAGUGGCAACAUUUAAAGGUUGGAUGGAAAUAAUGCAUGCAGCUGUUGAUUCAAGAGGAGUAGAAGAGCAACCCAUCAGAGAAAUCAACCUCUACAUGUACCUUUACUUUGUUGUCUUCAUCAUAUUCGGCUCCUUCUUCACCCUCAACCUCUUCAUCGGUGUCAUUAUUGACAAUUUUAAUCAGCAGAAAAGAAAGAUGAGUGGACAAGAUAUUUUUAUGACUGAGGAACAGAAGAAAUACUACAAUGCUAUGAAGAAAUUAGGAAGUAAAAAGCCACAAAAGCCAAUACCACGACCUACGAACGUGCUCCAAGCCUUCUUCUUCGAUCUUGUGUCCAAGCAAGCUUUCGACAUCAUGAUCAUGAUGCUGAUCAUCGUCAACAUGUUAACAAUGAUGGUGGAGACGGACGAGCAGUCUGACCGCAUGGAGUCCAUUCUCAAUAAGAUUAAUUUGGUCUUCAUUGUGAUCUUUACGGCGGAAUGCCUGAUCAAGAUUUUUGCCCUCCGUUGUUAUUUCUUCACAGUUGCAUGGAAUAUCUUUGAUUUUGUGGUGAUUAUUCUCUCAAUCGUGGGGAUUGUUCUUGCUGACAUCAUUGAAAAGUAUUUUGUAUCUCCAACCUUGUUUCGUGUCAUCCGUCUGGCAAGGAUAGGACGUGUACUUCGACUUAUACGUGCUGCCAAAGGAAUAAGGACUUUACUGUUUGCCUUAAUGAUGUCCAUGCCAGCCCUGUUUAACAUUGGCCUGCUGCUUUUCCUCGUCAUGUUCAUCUAUGCUAUCUUUGGCAUGGCAAACUUUGCCUAUGUGAAAAAACAAGAUGGAAUUGAUGACAUGUUCAACUUUGAGACCUUUGGGAAUAGUAUGAUCUGCCUUUUCCAGAUCAGUACUUCAGCCGGCUGGGACAACCUUCUUAGCCCAAUAAUGUCCAGCUCACCAGAUGAGUGUAAUGUUAAUUUUGUCAAUACUGGCACAAAUACUCGGGGUAACUGUGGAAACCCCUCAGUGGGCAUAGCUUUCUUUGUGAGCUACAUAAUAAUCUCUUUUCUCAUUGUGGUAAAUAUGUACAUCGCUAUCAUUCUGGAGAACUUCAGUGUCGCUACAGAGGAGAGUACAGAUCCAUUGAGUGAAGAUGAUUUUGAAAUGUUUUACGAAGUCUGGGAAAAGUUUGAUUCAGAGGCCACACAGUUCAUCGAGUUCUCCAUGCUGUCGAGUUUUGCGGACACUUUGUCGGAGCCGCUUCGCAUCGCCAAGCCUAACAAGAUCAAACUGAUCGCGAUGGACCUCCCCAUGGUCAGUGGCGAUAGAAUCCACUGCCUGGAUAUCUUGUUUGCCUUCACAAAGCGGGUCCUAGGUGAGUCGGGGGAGAUGGAUGCCCUCAAACAACAAAUGGAGGAAAAAUUCAUGAUGACCAAUCCCUCCAAGAUUUCUCACGAGCCCAUCACUUCCACGCUGCGACACAAACUGGAGGAAGUGUCGGCCAUCAUCAUUCAGCGGUGUUACAGGAGGCAUUUGGUGUGCCGGCAGAUGAAGCAGGCUUCUUACCUCUACAGACAAAUCACUUAUGAGACUGUAGUAGAUGUGGAAAAUGCUCCAGAGACUGAGGGGCUGAUAGCAACUAUGAUCCAUCAUUAUGGGCCUGUGGGAGGCGAGUUUGCAGAGACAACCGAGGGCUCUAUAAUGUCCUCACCGCCGUCUUAUGACAGCGUGACCAGGGCAGCAAGUGACCUCUCGGAUGUCAUCAGAUUAUUAGCCAGAGACUCUGAACAUGGGGUUCCUCAUGAAAACUAUGACGAAACUUUUCUUUGA